Molecule: messenger RNA, 2976 nt
Organism: Leptomonas pyrrhocoris
Lineage: Eukaryota; Euglenozoa; Kinetoplastea; Trypanosomatida; Trypanosomatidae
Exons: 1
Coding region: 1-2976 (991 amino acids)
Source: RefSeq, a predicted model, not a curated record
AUGUCAGCCACAGGUGGCGACGCGCCUUCGCUCCUUGCGUGCGCUGCGUGGCUGCACGACGCAUGCAGAGCAUGGACGGAUGAAAACCGCGUUGUGGACGUGGGCAGCGCACAGGCCGAACUGGCGCAGCGCCUGACUGCCGUCAAGGAAAACGCUGAGCGACACGACUGUCUCCCUGUGAAGGAAGCACUGCAGCUUCAACUCUGCGGACAGGACUGCUGGAAUGCCACCUUUCUGCUAUCGUGGCCUGUAGAGCGUCUCGUGCUCAAGAGGGCGGCCCGGCACCUCGCCGCUUACCUGUUCCUCACCAGUCACCGCCUUUUCGCUCCGCCGGAGGUGUUCGAGGCGCACGUCUCGCACCACCGCGACGACGCUGAGAAAUGUAUUUUGAUGUGCCUGAAGGUGAGCAAAGCGCUGGCGAACCACGGCAACGCUUUCGACGAGGCCCACAUGAUGCUGACGUGGGCGUCUGCCAUCGUUGCGGCGUGCCGGGACGCGUCGAAGGUAAAGGUGGGUCAGUACGCCAUGGAGGUCCACUUCGCCCAGCUUCACGUCUUGUGGAGGUCAGGCCGGUUUUCGCAGGCUUGCGCCAUGGCGGAAAAACUGGCAGAGGAAACACAGAACAGCAGUACGUACCGGGAGGCUCUUUUUGAGUUUAUUUAUGAGGCAGCCUUCGCUGUGACGUGCAGCGCUGACGCGGCAGAAGAACCGUCGGCCGACGAAAAGGAGCUGGGUGCGUCUGCGGAGUGCCACAACACCACCCAGGCGCUGCUCUCCUUAUCUUUACGACUGCAGAAGCAGGACGACGUGCGCACCGUGAAGCAGCAGAGUUUCUUGGGUACGACGGAGCUUCAACUGGCCUGCUUGCUCCUCAAGACGGGUGCGUACGGGGAGGCGGUGGAAGCUGCUGCUGCGGCAUACGAACACCUUCACACCUUCGAGCCGCUCGUGGUGCGCCUCAAGGCUGAGUCACUGCGGCACAACACGGAGAGUGCGGCCGAGCUGUUUGCGGCGCUGUGCAGGCGCGACAACACCGUUGCCUUCGCAGAACUCUGUGCCAUCGCUAUGGGCCUGGUGGAGUCGAACCCAACCAUGGAAGAAGAAGUCGCCACGUCUCUGCAGCGUCGUGUCGCGUCGUCUCCCGCGUCCGCCGACGAGGAGGAUCGCUUUCGCCUCUUGUGCUUUCUUCUUCACGUCCACUCGGAGUGGAGCGUAGGGGAGUUGGUCCGUCUCCUGAGUAUCACCGCGAAACCGCAGGACCAGGUCUUUCACCGUUUCUUCUUCUGCUGCCUCUGGCAGCUCGCCCUGUGCGAUGAGGAGGCGGCGGUCCAGGGCACCACCGCAGCUCGCGCGACGCAUCCGUGCAGGCGGGGGCGCUUGUCUGGUGCGUUGAAAUGGGAGUGCCUAAAGGUCGCCGUGACGGACUUCUCGGCGCUUGGCAGCUCAGAUGCGGAAAGGCAGUCGAUGUUGUUGGACAUGUCGAGACUGGCCGUGGAGCUGCAGCCGGACCCACCCUCCGACCCCGCCACGGACGACGAAGACCCCAUUACGGCGCUGCAGCACACGUGGGAAUUGUGGAGGCGGGAGACGACGGUGCAUCCCGCUCUGCACUCUCCUGUGAUGCUGGCGCAGGCCCAGCUGGCCUUCGUCCUUGGGAAGUGUGACGAGGGUCUGCAGUUUGUGCACGCUCUUUGGAGCAGCAGCGAAGAGGACGAUACAAAGGUGCAGAGCUGCGCUGCGCUGAUCAACUUCCUGCUCGUCCGUUCUAUGUUUGAUGUCGCAGGCUCCGUUGCGCAGCGCUGCCUUCCUCGUCUUGCUGCGGACCCUGCGCAGUGCAGGUUGGACUUUGCCAAGGUGUGCGCUCUCGGAUCUCUGGCGAGUGGUGAGGACGCCCUUGUCAGCGCCGUGGGUGAUCUCUUUGUGGCGCAUGUGUGCCCUUUGCUGACCGGCGAGGAGGUCCCGCUUUCACCGACUUUGCUGUCAUGGUGGAGUUGCUUUCUGUGGUACAUCAGCGAUCGUCUCCUGGAGGGCAGCCCAAUCCAGGCGGUGCGUCUCUCCUACACUGGUGUGUGCCUCUCACAGAAAUUGUGCAUGGACCGUUCUGGCGAUGCCGCGUGCGGGCUGGCGCUGCUGCCCCGCCGCUUGAGCGCGCUGCUCGAGGCGGAGUUUGAUCUCUACGUCGCCGAACAGCCGUGUCUGACGGUGCCGGAGCUGCGGCAGUCGCACACCCUUCUCACAAGACUGUCGGAGGAAGCGGUGGAGUCCGACAGCACGGGGGACAACGGCAGCUCACCAGAAAGUCGAGCGAGGGUGACGCUGUCUCUCGCCACCGUUGAGAUGGCGCUGCGUCAGCUGGAGGAGGCGAAGGGUGCCGAGGAGCCACCCGCUGCAUCCAUGGAGCUCGACACGCUGCCCCACCUCCCUUCCAUUGAGGCGGGGGAUUUGGAGCAGGUGGCGACGGUCUGCCAUCGCGUCGCGGCGCGUACGCCGCACGUCUGCAUUGCACUCCGUGCGGCCGCCGUGACGCUGCAAAUCGCGGCCGCAGAGACGCACUGCCGUCGGUUGUCGGCGGCUGGGAACGAUGGCGACGCGGUUUACGCCGUGCUUUCGAUGCUGUACGACGCCUACGGCAUGGCGAGCAGCGCCGACGCCAGAGCGGAGGUCUUCACUGCCCUUAUUCAAAUGUUGGAUCCCGUCACACCAACGCCGCUUACCGAAAUGCUGAGCGGCGCCUUGAAGCACCGUUCCUGCGGCAACUCUCCCCUCGCUGGGCACGCCGCUCGCCUCGCGGAGACCGCCGUGGAGUUCUUCGCGGUGGAGGCGUGGAAUGAGUCGGUGCAGUGGAACGUGCUACAACGCAGAGACGAGGUGGCGAGGUGGCGAUCGUGGGCCCUGACGCUGGCAGACAUGCUGGACUCUACGAAUGCGUCCAAGAUAGCCAUCGCCGAUCUCGCUGUCCAGAUGCCUCUGCUUUGA